UACGAGCACCAUGGCAAGAGAUUCUUCCUUCGUGUGGCUUCGGCCGGCAACAGAAAUGGAGAACUUACUGGACUGUGCUGCAAGGAAAGGGUUUUACACCACGGUUGUGGGGCUAACAGUUCGCUCCAUUGUGCCUCUCAGUAACCACCACACAUCAAGGAGUAACCACCACAUCAAGGAAACGCUUCAUCAUAUGUUCAGGUUAGACAUUUGCCUCAUUUCGGUAAGUACCACCUGGCAACUGUCAUCAAUAAAAAACUUGAAAAAUUACACCAGGCAAUUGAACCUGCAACAGAAUGUUUAGUUCAGGGUUCGCAACACAGAGAACUUAUGUCUCUAAACAUUGGCUUCACUACUUCAGUCUGCGUAAAUAAAAAACAUAUUUUACAAUAUUAGGUGAAAACAGUCGUAUUUAUUGAUCUCCAAACGCCAAGGCAUGCAUAUUUUUUUUUCACUUUUUUUGAGUGCUUUAUAACUAUUUAAGAAACUCCUUUACACAGGAAGGUACCGGUCUUAAGGAUGUGCUUCCGGAGGCGUGAGGAAACUUUAUGGGCGUGUGACAUGAACCGGGAGGAACUUGAUUUCCAGGUAACAGACACGCAGGAGCUAGUUCAGGCUGUGGAGACGUUAAUGCAGUACCACUUUCCUACUACCGAAGGUCCUUUGUGGUGUGGACGUCUCCUUCCUGCCAGUGACCCUGGCUGCAGUUUCCGGCAGGAGUUGUCUGCCACUUUUCCCUACACCUACACAUUACUGCUGGCCAAUCACCACGGCAUCGCCGAUGGUACCUCAAACAUGUACAUUGCGAACGCAUUCCUCAACGUGUUGGACGACAUGCUCUCCGAUAAGGCCGUCGACGACGCAGUUCAGCUGGGCAGGAUUGAUGCUGGAGAGGAAACCAAAGAUAUAAUUACAACCCGGAUGAUGGAACUGAUGGAGGACGAAGACCAGUACCAGCAGCUACGAGAGAAUAUGAAAAAGUCAAAACAAGAUGAAAAAUUAAUCCCACGUACUUAUCCGAUGGCGAAAGAUCCUGCUUUUAAGAGUCAGAGAGUCCUGCGUGACCUGGACAAGGAGACCUACCAAACCUUCAUCAGCAAGUGCAAAGAAGAGCAAAUUACGUUGAACAGUGGACUACUGGCGGUGUUCAACACAAAGCUCGUUGACUUCGUGUUGGAAGGAGGCCUAGAACAAGACUUUUACAGAAUCCAAGAGCUUCAUGCUGUUAACAUGAGACGUCAUUGGUCAAGUAACACAUCGGGAGCACUGGGUGCUCACAGAAUGAUGAUGAGGAACGUUGUCUCGACGCCUCUUAAUUGGAAGGACCACUUUUGGGACUAUGCCAGAAGCAUCCAUAAAAAUAUCACUAAAAGUCUUCAAGAAAAGUAUGCAGUGACGUGUGAAUUAUUAUUGUUGGGUGGAGGAAAUGUAGAAGAUAUUUUUGCAGAACGAUCAUCACCAGAGUAUGACUAUGCCUCAUUCAACAUGGGUAACAUAGACCAUAUCAUCCUGUCAGAAAGGCAUAAGGUAAGGCUCCAACAUCUUUUCGUGGUUACCUCAUGCUUUACUGAACCUAUGGGACACGUUUCACACCCUGCGAGGACGCCUCAUAUACAGCUUUGUUUACGCCAACGACGUUCUCACUCGGGAUAAAGCUCAGAAAUUUAUGGAUAAGACCUUUGAGAACCUGGUGACAGUGCUGAACAUGUAAGCAGAGCAGUACACUGCUGAUAGAAAACAAAUAUGGUGAUUUACUAUCUCAGAAAUCAUUAGUAUAGCUUGACAGUUGUCAUACUCAGAAGACAAGCCACAAGGUGAUAUGACAAAAGUAU
Scylla paramamosain (green mud crab) is the source of this 1832-nucleotide messenger RNA. RefSeq lists its product as uncharacterized. Bases 520 to 1653 code for a protein of 377 amino acids. The record is from RefSeq and is a predicted model, not a curated record. Lineage: Eukaryota; Metazoa; Arthropoda; Malacostraca; Decapoda; Portunidae. The transcript is spliced from 2 exons.